UCCUUUUAUUCUGGAAACAGGUCUUAUGAAUGAAACUAUGGCUACAGAUUCUCCUAGAAGACCCAGUCGUUGUACUGGUGGAGUUGUGGUUCGCCCUCAGGCUGUCACGGAGCAGUCCUACAUGGAAAGUGUCGUGACUUUUCUGCAGGACGUCGUGCCACAGGCUUACAGCGGGACUCCCCUAACAGAAGAAAAGGAGAAAAUAGUCUGGGUCAGAUUUGAGAAUGCAGAUCUGAACGAUACGUCCCGGAAUCUAGAAUUUCAUGAACCACAUAGCACUGGAAACGAGCCCCCUCUGCUGGUUAUGAUCGGCUACAGUGAUGGAAUGCAGGUCUGGGGCAUCCCUAUCAGCGGGGAAGCCCAGGAGCUCUUCUCUGUUCGCCACGGCCCAGUCCGAGCAGCUAGAAUCCUGCCUGCUCCACAGUUGGGUGCUCAAAAGUGUGACAACUUUGCUGAGAAAAGGCCACUUCUUGGUGUUUGUAAGAGCAUUGGAUCUUCAGGUACGACGCCACCAUACUGCUGUGUGGAUCUGUAUUCACUCCGUACAGGGGAAAUGGUCAAGUCCAUUCAGUUUAAAACACCCAUUUAUGAUCUUCACUGCAAUAAGCGGAUCCUCGUCGUAGUCUUGCAGGAGAAAAUCGCUGCCUUUGAUAGCUGUACUUUCACAAAAAAAUUUUUUGUCACAAGUUGUUAUCCUUGUCCCGGGCCAAACAUGAAUCCCAUUGCUCUUGGGAGCCGCUGGCUUGCUUAUGCAGAAAACAAGUUGAUUCGCUGUCAUCAGUCUCGUGGUGGAGCCUGUGGAGAUAACAUUCAGUCCUACACUGCCACCGUCAUUAGUGCUGCGAAAACCUUGAAAAGUGGCCUGACAAUGGUUGGGAAAGUGGUGACUCAGCUGACAGGCACACUGCCCUCAGGAGUGACAGAAGAUGAUGUCGCCAUACACAGCAACUCAAGACGGAGUCCCUUGGUACCAGGCAUCAUCACAGUCAUAGACACUGAAACGGUUGGAGAGGGCCAGGUGCUUGUGAGUGAGGACUCGGACAGUGACGGCAUUGUGGCUCAUUUCCCUGCCCACGAGAAGCCAGUGUGCUGUAUGGCUUUUAAUACUAGUGGAAUGCUUUUAGUCACAACAGACACUCUUGGCCACGACUUCCAUGUCUUCCAAGUUCUGACUCACCCUUGGUCGUCAUCACAGAGUGCUGUCCAUCAUCUUUACACUCUUCACAGGGGAGAAACCGAAGCCAAAGUUCAGGACAUCUGUUUCAGCCACGAUUGUCGCUGGGUGGUGGUCAGUACCCUCCGGGGUACUUCCCACGUUUUCCCCAUCAACCCUUAUGGUGGCCAGCCUUGUGUCCGCACACAUAUGUCGCCACGCGUGGUGAAUCGCAUGAGCCGUUUCCAGAAAAGUGCUGGGCUGGAAGAGAUUGAACAGGAACUGACAUCUAAGCAAGGCGGCCGCUGUAGUCCUGUCCCAGGCCUGUCCAGCAGCCCUUCCGGCUCCCCGCUGCACGGGAAGCUGAACAGCCAAGACUCUUACAAUAACUUUACCAACAACAAUCCUGGCAACCCCCGGCUUUCUCCCCUCCCCAGUUUGAUGGUAGUGAUGCCUCUUGCACAAAUCAAACAGCCAAUGACACUGGGGACCAUCACGAAACGAACAGGGCCUUAUCUCUUUGGAGCGGGGUGUUUUUCCAUAAAAGCUCCAUGCAAAGUUAAACCGCCUCCACAAAUUUCACCAAGCAAAUCGAUGGGUGGUGAGUUCUGCGUGGCUGCAGUGUUCGGGACCUCUAGGUCAUGGUUUGCAAACAAUGCAGGACUGAAGCGAGAAAAAGAUCAGUCCAAACAAGUUGUAGUUGAAUCUCUUUACAUCAUCAGUUGCUACGGGACCUUAGUGGAGCACAUGAUUGAGCCCAGACCGAUCAGUACCGCUCCCAAGAUCAGUGAUGACACACCUCUGGAGAUGAUGACGUCACCCCGUGCCAGCUGGACACUUGUUAGAACGCCUCAAUGGAAUGAACUGCAGCCGCCAUUUAACGCGAAUCACCCUCUGCUCCUGGCCGCAGAAGCAGUGCAGUAUUACCAGCUCCUGCUGGCUGGCUCACUCCCUCCUGGAAGUCCUGGCCCCAUCACUCGACAUGGGUCCUAUGACAGUUUAGCCUCUGACCACAGUGGACAGGAAGAUGAAGAAUGGCUUUCUCAGGUGGAAAUUGUGACACACACUGGACCCCACAGACGCCUGUGGAUGGGUCCACAGUUCCAGUUCAAAACCAUCCACCCCUCAGGCCAGACCACAGUUAUAUCAUCCAGUUCUUCUGUGUUACAAUCUCAUGGACCGAGUGACACACCACAGCCACUCUUGGACUUUGAUACAGAUGAUCUAGAUCUCAACAGUCUCAGAAUCCAGCCGGUGCGCUCUGACCCAGUCAGCAUGCCAGGGUCAUCCCGUCCAGUCUCUGAUCGAAGGGGAGUUUCCACAGUGAUUGAUGCUGCCUCAGGUACCUUUGACCGGAGCGUGACCCUGCUGGAGGUGUGUGGGAGCUGGCCUGAGGGCUUUGGGCUGCGGCACAUGUCCUCAAUGGAGCACACAGAGGAGGGCCUCCGGGAGCGGCUUGCUGAUGCCAUGGCCGAGUCACCAAGCCGAGACGUUGUAGGAUCUGGAACAGACACAGCCCUUGACGUAGCAGUAAAAAACAGCAGCCCCGAGAGACACAUGGCUGUGAAGUGUUUGGGGAAAAAAAAAGGAAAAAAAAAACAAUGCCAACAGCCCAGCGUCCGUGAACAACCCAACAGUAACAAAGCAUGCGUUCGGGAUGGAGGAAGAACUUCAGCGAGAGGGAAGCAUCGAGACUCUGAGUAACAGCUCAGGCUCCACCAGUGGCAGCAUCCCAAGAAACUUGGAUGGCUACCGAUCUCCGCUCCCUACCAACGAGAGCCAGCCGCUCAGCCUCUUCCCCACUGGCUUCCCAUAGAUACCACCAGCCUCCUGCUUCUGGCUGGCUGGCCCU
Messenger RNA from Acomys russatus (golden spiny mouse), 3005 nucleotides. It is a transcript of the gene Bcas3, whose product is annotated as BCAS3 microtubule associated cell migration factor. Gene Ontology annotation, biological process: autophagy; response to starvation. Gene Ontology annotation, cellular component: cytoplasm. The record is from RefSeq and is a predicted model, not a curated record. The transcript is spliced from 26 exons. Bases 26 to 2857 code for a protein of 943 amino acids. Gene Ontology annotation, molecular function: protein binding. NCBI's taxonomy places the organism in Eukaryota, Metazoa, Chordata, Mammalia, Rodentia, Muridae.